Molecule: messenger RNA, 891 nt
Organism: Drosophila willistoni
Lineage: Eukaryota; Metazoa; Arthropoda; Insecta; Diptera; Drosophilidae
Exons: 2
Coding region: 60-869 (269 amino acids)
Source: RefSeq, a predicted model, not a curated record
ACCUAUAAAAAGCUAUCCUCAACUCUUGGCCAGCACUUCUUGUUAGUGGAACACCGAAAAUGAGAGCUCGUCUGCUUAAUUUAUGUAUAUUCACCCUGCUUCAGAGUAGAUAUGUACUUUCUGGGGAGGAUUUAUGGCUGCCCAAUUUAAGCAAAUUAUCCUCGAUCAUAUAUAGUUGCCAUAAUGGUCCAAAGCAAUUGCCAUUGCCUUUGCCUUUGCCUUUGCAGCUAAACUUAGACAACGAAUCGAUAUCCAACAAACGGGUUGAGCUGAAGAGUUCUGCAAGGUCUGAAGGUGAUGGCUCUGCACAGUCAUCAGCCAAUGUCAUCAUUAGAAAUGGUGACCGCGUUCUGACUAUUUCCAACAAUGUGGAUCUAGGACCGGGAAAAAAAGGACUACCUCGACGAGCAACCAAUGGCAAAAGCGACAAAUCUUCCAUCGAAAGUUCGGUAUCUUUCAACCUUGGCGAUGCAUUAACCGAUCCUUUAUCUCUAUUACAAAAACUUUAUGGAAACAGUAUAACCAAAGUCAACGGAAAAAUCCAACCUAGAUCUGGCCAAGGAAAGAAGGAUAACCCAAUAUCAAUAUCAAUUGGUGAUAACAAUGCCAAUAAUCAAAUCAUUCAGGAUGAUCGUAAACAACCCGCUGCCACAGCCGUGUUGUCCGUUGAGCCUGUAGACAUCAAACCCCAACCGAGGACACCUUGGGAAGUUGGUUUCAGCAUUUCAGGAGGAAGCAGUAGUCAUAGGAGGAGGCCCAGAGCUCCACCUAGUGACCAGUCGUUGGCUAAGGAUCAAAUGUACAGUCGCAUCGCUAAUUGUGUUAGACAGAAGCUUCUUGAAGAAUAUAAACAGAAUUCGGCUAACUAAAUGCGACAAUUCUCCAUAACAA